Sphaeroforma arctica JP610 is the source of this 390-nucleotide messenger RNA. RefSeq lists its product as hypothetical. The transcript has a single exon. The coding region runs from base 1 to 390 and encodes 129 amino acids. Lineage: Eukaryota; Ichthyosporea; Ichthyophonida. The record is from RefSeq and is a predicted model, not a curated record.
AUGCUUAUGACAAUUAUUAGCAGUGUUGUGCUCGUCGGACAAAUUUUUACCCUCGCAAACGCCAGCGCACUCCCAUCACAGAGGCGGAGCGUGUUUGGUGAUGUCGAGGGGGCGAUUGAGGGCGAGAAUGGAUUCGACUGCGCGUCUGGAGUGAUGGCGGGGAUCACAGCACUGACUGAGAGUGACUCUUACAAAUCCUUGACUGGCGACAGUUACUGCGAUAGUGCUGUAUAUGGGAUAGUGGUGGCAGGCAUGGAGAUGGCGGCCGAAUCGGACGGCAGCGCACUCGAAUCUGGUGAGUGUGCCACAACCAUGGGUAUAUGUUGUGCGGCAAAGGCAGGCGAUGGCGUGUUAACCACUCAGAUCUGUGAAAUGCUACUCAGCACUUAG